CCACAUAAAAUCCCAGUCUGCCAUUGGAGAGCCCGUCGGCAAGAGCGAACAGGACGCAGACGCAGGAGAUAUCGCAGGAAGGCGCAGACGAACGCAGUGUCCAUCACUUCUGCUGAUGUAACAGACAGCGUAUGUUGGAGGCAGUUAUUUAACAAAAUAUAAAAAAGAGACAAAAGAAGGAGAGAAAAUGGGACAUACCGCAAUACCUAUAUUGAUGGCUGUGUUGUCCUACUGCGUGUGGGGAAACGUCGAGGCUCUGGCCAUGACCGAGGUGAACGGGCCAAGCAUCCAGGUGGCAGAGCCGCAGAUUGCCAUGUACUGCGGCCGUCAGCUCCUGCACAUGAACCUACAGACUGGCCAGUGGGAGCCGGAUCCUCAGGGACACCAAGGCUGCGUCAAAGAGCCCGGAGAAAUCCUUUCCUACUGUCAGGAGAUGUACCCAGCACUUCCAAUCUCCCAUAUAGAGGAGUCAAAAAGACCUGUCACCAUCCCCGCCUGGUGUAAGAAAGGUUGGGGCCACUGCCAGACACACCCCUUCAUAGUCCUGCCCUACCGCUGUCUAGUAGAGGGCGAGUAUGUGAGCGAGACCCUGCUGGUGCCCGACCGAUGCCGUUUCCUCCACCAGGAGGAGAUGGAUGCAUGCGAGAAUUACGUGUACUGGCACAACAUCGCUAAGGAGGAAUGCACUGCAGACAAUUUGGAGCUCCAUAGCUACGGGAUGCUGUUGCCAUGUGGAGACCAUUUCCGGGGGGUCGAGUAUGUGUGCUGCCCAGGCCGAGGGACUUCCAGCGGUAAAGGAGAGACGGAGGAAAGAGACGUCCCUGCUGGUCCUCAGACAUCUCACACCAGUGGAAAACUCAACUCUGUCACCAAAGUGAUAGCCCCCACUCCGAACCCGUCUCCUGACACAGAUGUGGACGAGGACGAUAUGGAAGAGGAGGAUGAUGAAGUGGUGGAGGAGGAGGAGGAGGAGGAGGAGGAGGAGGAGGAGGAGGAAGAGGAAGUUGACGAAGAGGAGGCGGAAGAAGAAGAGGAAGAGGAGGUAAUAGCUGUGAAAGAUCCAGAGGAGUAUGAAUACCCCAUUGACUCAGGUCCAUACCAGACAUCAGACUAUCUGGACUCCUUCUACUAUGAGAAAAGCCACAAACCCACCACCUCUGCACCUCUGAUGAAGGGCGACAGCUUGACUACACCGCGGCCCACAGAUGGCGUUGAUGUUUAUUUUGAGAAGCCAGUGGAUGACACUGAGCACGCCAACUUCCUGCGUGCCAAAACCGACCUGGAGGAGCGCAGAAUGAAGCGCAUCAAUGAGAUCAUGAAGGAAUGGGCAGAGGCAGACAACCAGUCAAAGAAUCUGCCAAAGUCAGAGCGACAGGCACUGAAUGAGCACUUCCAGUCUGUGCUGCAAACGCUGGAGGAACAGGUCGCUGGAGAGAGACAGAGGCUGGUCGAGACACAUCUUGCCAGAGUGGAGGCCAUACUUAACAACAACCGCCGCCUGGCCCUGGAGAACUACCUCACUGCCGUGCAGUCUGAUCCCCCUCAGCCAGAGCGCGUGCUGCAGGCUCUGAAGCGAUACAUGGCUGCAGAGCAGAAGGACCGCAGGCACACUCUCAGGCAUUACCAGCACAUUGUGGCUGUUGACCCCCAGAAGGCUGAGCAGAUGAAAUUCCAGGUGUACACACAUCUCCAUGUAAUUGAGGAGAGGAUGAACCAGAGUCUUGCACUGCUCUACAAGGAUCCUACCUUGGCUGAGGAGCUGCACAAUGAUAUCCAGGAGCUGGUCAAGGCAGAAAGAGGAGACAUCAGUGAGCUCAUGACCACCUCCUUCUCCGAGACCCACACUACUGAGGAGCUUCUGCCUGCUGAGAGCGAGGAGGAAAAGGAUGAUGAGGAGGAAGAGGAGCGAGCCUUCCAGAACAGGCCUUAUCCUCCCCGCAUCGAACUGCAGUCUAAUAAGAAAGUGCCUGCAGUUGAUGAAUAUGAUUAUACCACUUCUGAAAGAGGCCCUACUUAUGAAUAUGAGGAAAAGAUCAACACCUCUGUGGAACUCAAGCAGGUAGUCAACAAGCCUCCUGAGAUCGAGAGAGAUGAACUGCAACCCGAUGCCUUGGAGACGUUUAACCGUGGCGCCAUGGUGGGGUUGCUUGUCGUUGCUGUGGCGAUUGCUAUGGUGAUGGUAAUCAGCCUGCUGCUGGUGCGCAGGAAGCCAUACGGCACAAUCAGUCAUGGCAUCGUAGAGCAGGUCGACCCCAUGCUGACACCAGAAGAACGACAGCUCAACAAAAUGCAAAACCAUGGCUAUGAAAACCCUACCUACAAAUUCUUUGAACAGAUGAACUGAGGUACUGGGGCUGCUAACAAGUCAUGCCUGACCACUUGUUUUGUCCCCCCCACACACCCACACUCCUUCCUUACAGUGGUAAAAGCUAAAAGCUACACUCCCUUUGACGGAUUUAUGAUGUGUUGCAACAUAAAGUAAAUGAAUAAGUAAGAGGUACGUCCCAAACCCAUUGUAAAUGACCAACAACAUCAUUACCAGAAUGUGAAUAAUGAGAUAUGAUACAAACUCACAUCACCUAUUGUAAUCUAGUACUCCUCUGGGUUAGAGUCUGAGGAUUGUUCUUUCCAUUAGCAGCGCCACAGCAUUUCAUGAUCCUGAAAACAUUCACCUCACAGACAGGAAAACCAUCCCCGUGGCAUGACUUGACCUAUUGCUCCUCACUAGAAACUGAAGUUGAACGGUGCGUAAUGCUUUAUAGUAUUUUUCAGUAGUCGUCUCUUUCGUUCAAAUUGUACCACAGUUAGAUAUAAUGUAUCUGUGUAGAUGAGUGCGAGUGAAAGCCUAGUUAAAUUUUGGUCUGAUUCUCAAUUUGAAACCCACUCAGUGACACAAGGGCAAUUAGUAAGCUAAUUGUCAAAACUAUCCUUGCCGCCAUUAGCUACUGUAACAUUGGAAAAUACCUCUAAUAUUUAGACAUGAACAUUAGGUGAGGAUGUGGAGGUGUUUACCUUGAAUGUGUGAGACAUUUAGGCUUUACUUUUACAAUAUAGAAGGCCAAAAAGACCAUGAUACAGAGCUAUGUGCUGGUUGUACAAAUAAACAUUGUGUUUCUAAAUUCUGAGGGUCUGCCCUCGAUAUUUGUAUUCAUUAUUUGGCCAAAUAUAGUCAGUGAAUGAGUUUAUUUUAUUUGUACUGCUACCUAAAGAAAUGUAAACUGAAUAAUCAAAAGUCCGUUAUUUUAAUGAAAGCAUGACAACUUGGUGUAUGAUACUGCUUUAUUUAUUUGUGUUGUUCCUGUCAUUGCUUUUGAAAAGUCGGAAAUGUCAGCGUUCAAAAUUGACACUGUAAAUAACGUAUGAAAUACAUACUACUAGGUGUAGACAUUUCUAUGAUUAAUUUGCAUCGAUGUAAUGGAAUAAUACUUAAAAAAUAGUAAAUUGUGCUGUCGCGAGAAGGAGAAACAUUUUCCUAACAUGGCUGAUUGAAAACGGACUGUUGUAAAAACCAGCACAAGACAACGAUAAAGUAACUUCUUUCUGAAUGUAUUUAAGGUAGACGUUGAGAUUCCAUCUUCUUUUCAGUAAUGCAUCAUUCCCCUAGUAGACCUUCAUAGGAGUAGUGAAGUUCAACACAUCCAACAGACUACAUGCCUGAUGCCCUUCUUAUCACUUCCUGUAGUAGCCUGUUCCUUUUUUACAUUUGGCAGGUGUGCUUCAAUGUUCUUUUACAGUUCAGAGCAGCAGAGUUUAAAGAGGCCACAGCUAAAGUAGUGUGCCAGUGUGUAUAGUGAGUCCUAAAAACAGACCACACUCAGGCAUGAUAGCAGUUAAAUAUGCUGUAUGUCUCUGAAUCUCCCCGUUUGACCAAUUUGGACUCAACAACAACGAAUGUUAGCACUCUAUAGUUGCUAUAUUUAAGUUACUCUCUUCUGAAAUAGCUUUUCACUGAAUGACUCAUUGUAGUUUGUCAUAUUUAGGAUCAACACAGUACCCCGUAGCUAUAGGUAACCAGGGACUGUCCCUUUUUUUUUCUGGCUGAUUGUUAAGUGAUUAGUGUGUCAGGUUGAAUUUCCUGAAGCCACUUUAUUCCAUCAGACCAUCUAGGUAAAGGAAGGUCACGUUGUGGGAUGUUGCUUUUUGUACAUCAGUCUUUAACUAUAUGUUAUAGUAGAGAUAAUACACACCAAAAUCCAUUCUUAAUGUAUUUAUUUGUUACUGGUGGAAGUUUUUAUUUUUUUUUUAUUAACCUGCAUUUGUCCAUUCAGAGGAAGAGUUGUUUACUUAUGUGUUGUGUUUUUUUGUGUAUAGUUAGCUUUGUAAUAAGCAUAAAGAGUUUGACUAUCAGAGGUAUGAUUUAGCAUUAAUCUUCAGUUCCUCUCGUUAGGCAGGUUAAUUGCAGGUUGCGGUUGUGUUAUGACAGGUGAAGAGAAGUCAUAGCCCUUGUAUAAUUUGUACAGCUACGUUAGUGAAUGAAAACGUUGUAUGUUCACAGUUUAAGUCAGUUGAUCUUGUAAUGAUACUACUGAAACCAUAGAUGAGAAUAAGCUUGCCUGUGUUUCCCAAACCACUUAAGGUUUCUUACCAGCAUUUAGCAGACUUAGAAUGGUGUAUACUGUAGUUACUCAAAUCACAUUUGUACGUACGUCCUCUGUCAAAUUCUAGACUUCUUUGUUGGUCUGUCCCCUUACUUCCCAACAAAACAUAAACGUUAUUGAGAUUUUAAUUGCUGCAUUAUUGCCUUUUACAAUGCUGUGUUUUGGAUGUAAUUAUUCUGUAUUUUUUAUUUCUAUGUAAUAAUCAGUUGGAUCAAGGGUCAUGCUUUUCACAUGUAAUGUAAAUUAAAGAAGCUUGUAUGAGAAAACAUUGACAAGUUCAUAACGUUCAGAUGUAAAAUAUAGACGGAUAUAUGGCCUCUGCCUAAUUGACAAGGAGUGCCACUAAGCACAAGUAGAACCAAAUUACUCAAUUUGUGUACAGGUUGCUAAAUGUUAGACAUUGAUUCUGUCUGAUUUCGAUUAUACCGCAUUGGUUCUAGGGAUGUUGAUAGCAAUAUCAAUGUGAGAGCUGUUCUUCAUUUUCAUUCAGACCUUUAACCAAAGACAUGCUCCACAAAUAAGCAGACAGAUAUUCCAAUUUGGCAAAAUGUUCUCUGUUGUGUAACUGUAUUUGCAAGCAAUCUGAGGAAUUAAAACUGGUCAAGCUAAUCAAUAGUGUAAUAAAAAAUGAAUGACCCAUAAAA
Messenger RNA from Anarrhichthys ocellatus (wolf-eel), 5242 nucleotides. RefSeq names its product amyloid beta (A4) precursor-like protein 1 (gene aplp1). Bases 188 to 2344 code for a protein of 718 amino acids. Gene Ontology annotation, cellular component: plasma membrane; Golgi apparatus. Gene Ontology annotation, biological process: axonogenesis; central nervous system development. Gene Ontology annotation, molecular function: alpha-2C adrenergic receptor binding; alpha-2A adrenergic receptor binding; transition metal ion binding. The transcript is spliced from 17 exons. NCBI's taxonomy places the organism in Eukaryota, Metazoa, Chordata, Actinopteri, Perciformes, Anarhichadidae. The record is from RefSeq and is a predicted model, not a curated record.